AUGGGUGUUUCAAGUUUGAGUUUAAGAUUCUAUUGUUUUUCAGUUCUGAAAGAAUGCGUUGAAGAAGGAUGUUUGAAUGUUGAGGACCGCAAAAUUUUCCAACUUCGAUCAAAUGAUUGUUAUCCUGAUUUGAAUGAGGAACUUAUCAAACAGAGAACCGUAGAACCCAAAAGAUUGGAUAAUGUAGACUUCAAGAGUGUUCUCUGUUUCAUUUAUACGAGUGGAACAACAGGAUUACCAAAGGCUGCAGUCAUGAAGCAUUUCAGAUUUUAUUCUAUGGCAGUUGGAGCUGCUAAGUCUUUCCGCAUAUACCCUUCUGAUCGUAUCUAUGUGUCUAUGCCAAUUUAUCACACGGCAGCUGGAAUUUUAGGAGUUGGACAAGCUAUCGUCUGUGGUUCUUGUUGUGUUAUUCGAAAGAAAUUCUCAGCCAGUAACUUCUGGAAAGACUGUGUGAAAUAUGAUUGCACAGCUUCGCAAUAUAUUGGUGAAAUAUGUCGUUACCUGUUAGCUCAGCCUGUAGCUCCUGAAGAAGCUACUCACAAAAUGCGUCUUUUGUAUGGUAAUGGCUUGAGAACAGAGAUUUGGCAACCUUUUGUUGAUCGGUUCCGUGUUCGCAUUGGUGAAGUGUAUGGAUCAACGGAAGGAACAUCUAAUUUAGUGAACAUUGAUGGGCAUGUUGGAGCUUGUGGGUUCCUGCCAAUUAGUCCACUUACAAAGAAAAUGCAUCCCGUACGAUUGAUCAAAGUGGACGACGUUACGGGUGAAAUUCUUCGCUCGCCUUCUGGCUUAUGCAUAUCUUGUAAUCCUGGAGAAACUGGAGCUAUGGUUUCUACAAUUCGUAAGAACAACCCCCUUCUACAGUUCGAGGGAUACUUAAACAAAACGGAAACUAACAAAAAGAUAAUUCGUGAUGUGUUCAGUCAUGGCGAUAGCUGUUUUGUCUCCGGAGAUUUAUUGCACUGGGAUCGUCUUGGAUAUGUUUAUUUCAAAGAUCGCACCGGUGACACGUUCCGCUGGAAAGGAGAGAACGUUAGUACUAUUGAAGUGGAAGCCAUUUUACAUCCUAUUGAUGGCGUUGCUGACGCAACUGUUUACGGAGUUCAAAUAGCAGGACAUGAAGGAAGAGCUGGUAUGGCAGCUGUAGUUCGUUCCGCUAAAGAUGAUAGUGACGAUAAGUUCUUAGAGGAGUUGGGAAAAACUUUGUCAGCUUCAUUGGCGUCAUAUGCAGUUCCUCAAUUCGUGCGCUUAUGUCCUGAUGUAGAUAGAACUGGAACAUUUAAAUUAGUGAAAACUCACUUCCAACGGCAAGGAAUCUUACUAAACGUGCCAAAGAACAAAGUGUAUAUAUACGAUGCGAAGGAGAAAAUAUAUGUGCCUUUCACUGAGAACUUAUACCGCAGCUUAAUAACAGGAAAAAUGUCUCUCUGA
Auanema sp. JU1783 is the source of this 1428-nucleotide messenger RNA. Lineage: Eukaryota; Metazoa; Nematoda; Chromadorea; Rhabditida; Rhabditidae. The record is from the annotation of a GenBank genome assembly.